AUGACUCAGAAGACAGAUUUCAGCAGCUUCAAGAAGCUCCAAACGACUGGUGCUGAUCUCACAUGUUACUCUGUAGAACUUGCACAAGAAAGAUCAACUCGUUCUCUCACUUUGCGGCGAUCUAAUCGACCGACUAUUGCAGGAGUGUUCGGCAAACGCGGAAACAACCCAGGUCGAACAUUACUUUUUGAUCCAUCUCGCUAUCCCUUCUUAAAUCCGGAGGUUGCCGUUCAAAUUUUGCAAUCCGGGAAUGCAUCAAAAAUUAGAGAGUUUUCUGCAAAUAUUUUAACUACUGCAGCAGCUUCUCCAAAGCUCCUGACACCUCUUGCAACCUCACGUCAGGUCUGCGACUCUUUGAACGCUGCAUUCGCUGCAGAUUUCCCAGAGGCGACAAUAGUCGAUUUAAUCAACAUCCUUGCUGCACUAUUUCCUCUGGCCGAUAACAUGAAAGAAGCUUAUAUCGAUAACGGCAUCGUAGGAACCGGAAAUGUUAUGGAUUACUUAACAUGUGAUAAUCCUACUCUUGCCUGCAACGCAAUUCUUCUCAUCAAAGUUCUUUGCGAUGCCUCAGUGUACGCUCGCGAUUCUGUUCUUACAUUUGGAAUUCAUACAACAUUAAUGUCAAUUGCUCAAGAAGCAGCAGAUGAAACAGUUGCUGUUGAUGCUUGCAAGUCAAUUGCAUCAGUAUUUUAUUCCUCAGAACCCAUUGAUUCAAAUAUUUUAUCCGAUGCUGUCAAACCUCUUUCAGAUUUGCUCAGUUUGCCAUAUCCAGCAGCUGUAUGCUCAAUUCUCAAUGCAUUUGUCUCAAUUACAACCCAUCUCCCUGAAGUUAUCAUGGAUAUCUUUGAUAGUGGCAUUGUUCCUUCAAUUAUCGCAAUGCUUGAGAACCCAGACCUUGUAUCAAGUGUUCUACCUCUUAUUGGCAACCUUUGCGCCUCACAUCCUUCACAUAUUCAACAAAUGUUCAACCUCGACUUAAUUCAGCACUUAACACCACUUACAGCGACUCCACAUUGCGGCGAUGUCUUCUUCGUCUUCUCAAACCUCGUUACGAACGUUCCAAACCUCAUUAUGCCCUUCUUUGAUUCAUCUUUCAUUGAUUCAGCGAUAGAAGUUGCAAUGACCGAACAAUACGAUACCAAGAAGGAAGUUGUUUACUUCCUCGCUACUUACAUUAUCCAUCUAUCUACAGAAAGCAUGGUUUCGCUGAUGAGAUCAGAUGUCGUUGAUUUAAUCAUCGAAAUGCUCAACUGCGGAGUCACUGCAACAGUUCUGUCCUGUCUGGAUGUCAUUCAGAAGUUCUCUCUCGCUGUUUCGCUCGGAGAAGCUGACAGUUCUCUGAUUUCGGAGGAUCAGUGGGAGGAUCUCCACAACGCACUGGAGCAACUAACAGAUAACGACCGCACGCAGCAGAGCAUCAAAGAAAAGGCUGUUUUCUUGAUGGAAAAAAUUGAAUCUGUUAUGGGAAAGACAGACUAA
Messenger RNA from Trichomonas vaginalis G3, 1479 nucleotides. Its product is annotated as nuclear import signal receptor protein. The record is from RefSeq and is a predicted model, not a curated record. The transcript has a single exon. NCBI's taxonomy places the organism in Eukaryota, Parabasalia, Trichomonadida, Trichomonadidae. Bases 1 to 1479 code for a protein of 492 amino acids.